Molecule: messenger RNA, 1889 nt
Organism: Ochlerotatus camptorhynchus
Lineage: Eukaryota; Metazoa; Arthropoda; Insecta; Diptera; Culicidae
Product: T-box transcription factor TBX6-like
Exons: 5
Coding region: 399-1613 (404 amino acids)
Biological process (GO): heart development; regulation of transcription by RNA polymerase II; cell fate specification
Cellular component (GO): nucleus
Molecular function (GO): RNA polymerase II cis-regulatory region sequence-specific DNA binding; DNA-binding transcription factor activity, RNA polymerase II-specific
Source: RefSeq, a predicted model, not a curated record
AGUUGAUCGUGAAACUGAUUUUUUUUGUGUUGAUUGAGAGAGCAAUUUGAAUUUGAAAUUUUUGACGUGACGUGAGAAAGAGAAGUGAGCAGUUUUUUUUUUUGAGGUGGUGAAAAAUAUACUAUGACUAGACGAGUUUGGAAAGGGUUGAUGAAGUUUUCUAACGAAGUGUUUGGUGGAACGUUCCAGUAGAAGAGUAGAGCGAAAACAUUGCGUGACUUGAGAAGUUUCCCUUCGUUGAAGUGAAGACUUAUUAGUGUCUCGGUAUUGAGGGGAGAAAAGUGGCGGUGGUCCGGAGAAGGAUUACACCGUAGAACUUGAGUUUUAUAGCGAGUUUGAACAAGUGAUUAGUGGGGACUGUGAAAGGCAAAGGCCAGAAAGUCAAAGCCCUAGCCAUCAUGACAGAACUAAUGGAUUUAAGAAUGCAUCACCACUUGGCCCUGCAGACGGAGAUCUACCGGCAGAGAAUGCUUCAAGGUUUGCCGGAUCCUUACCCGACGAUGCUACCGGUGCCAGCACCAAGGCCUAUGAUGUUACCUCCGCGCUUCCCGCUGCCCUCGGAGGUAGACGUCAAGCUACAGAACAAAGAACUCUGGAGCCAAUUUCACCGCAUUGGAACAGAGAUGAUCAUCACCAAGUGCGGAAGACGGAUGUUCCCCUCGAUGCGGCUCUCGAUCAACGGCCUUGAAGCGGAGGACAACUAUUGCGUCCUGAUAGAGAUGAUCCCAAUCAGCGACUGCCGCUUUAAGUUCAGUGGAUCCCAGUGGGUCCCCGCGGGAGGCGCCGAGCCUCAGAGCCCCCAGCGCAUGUACCUACAUCCGGACAGUCCGGCUCUGGGAUCUCACUGGACUUCGCAACCCGUCGUGUUCAACAAGGUCAAGCUGACCAACAACACGCUGGACAGUAACGGACAUAUCGUCCUGACCAGCAUGCACAAGUACCAGCCCCGCAUUCAUAUCAUCAAAACUUCGGAUCCUUCGCAGAUCCCCUGGUCCCCGCAGUCCGCUUUCACCUUUCCGGAGACCGAAUUCGUCGCCGUUACCGCUUAUCAGAACGAUCGUAUCACCAAGCUGAAGAUCGACCACAACCCCUUCGCAAAGGGAUUCCGGGAAACCGGUCAAUCCCGCUGCAAGCGAAAAGCCGGCCUCAUGAGCACCUCCCGCUCCAUCGAAGAUUCCGAAGAAUCCGGUGGCGAAUCCGGACCGGAGCUCAAACGCCAACGGACGGACAGUGCCUCCCUGGACGACAGUGAUAUCUCCGCCAGCGACGGUUCAAGCAGCGGCACCAGCUCGCCGGUCAACGUGGACGACCUGCACCAUCAUCGCAGUCCUUGCUCGCCCCAUGAAGACUUCCUCCGAUCUUCACACCCUUACCAGCAAAUGCUGAACCCUGCCAUGGCCGCCGCUGCCGGUUGGAUGGAUCUCAUGCUACCGUACUUCCAACAGCCUCAUCUCCCCCUGUCCCCGAGUAAUCACCCUCUGCACCACUUUAAACGCGACUUCAAUCCCCUCCCACUACCCGUCUCCCCGAAAUCCCUCGAAAGAUCCGUCGCUGAAUCCACCGGCAAGAAGCUCGGCUUCAGCAUAUCCGCUAUCCUCGGGUACGAUCGGUAAACCGAUCCACUCGUCGCGCUCCCACCUCGCUCGUAAAAGGUGCUAAUCAAGACUGCACCCAAAGCACAGGCUGGGGGUUGUAGGGGAGACCUACCCAAGAGACUGCAUCCACGAACGAGGAAGUCGCGAGAAAGCAAAUCAAAAUGCAAAGCAAAGAGCAAAAAAAAAAGAAAAAGAAAAACGGGUGUAAAUUAGUUCCUCACACAUUCACACCUGGAUGCGAUCGAGCAUACUUGCAUCGUCGUCGUCGUUGUCGUCGCCAUCUCCCGGGUGUUA